UAUAAAAGCCCCACUUGGCCAUGUUUUUCAGUCAAAGUUUAUCUUGCAAUUACGAUACGAGAGAAACAAAUAAAAUAAAAAAAUCCAGCAAUCUGUCACAGGUGAGCGACGUCGAAUUUGCGUCAAGUAAUUGUGUUUAUAGUGCAUGAGCCUCUCUGCAAAGGUCGUUGGUUCUCCCGCAAGAUUACGCGAUUUUCUCGCUUGUCUCGCGUAACACCACGUAAUCGCUCCAACAACGUUAUCUGACUUUUCUCCGACAUACGUCCUGUUACGUAACCGCGCUCCGCCAGUAAGAGCCGAUCAGGAAGAACAAUUAGAAAGCUGCACACAAGCGUUCGGUCCGGUCGGUCGCGUGAGUGCUUGUAUGCGACAUUCGGCCGGUCUCACUCACUCACGUUUGUUCGUUCGCGCCGCGACCGAUGGACAGUGAUGGUCCACGAUUCUAGCGAUUUUUAAAUGUCGGAAAAUUGUCGCCACAUUAUCUUAUUACUUGUAAGCAAUAUUAAAAGAAAAAGUAGUAAGAAAUAUAUUGGGAAAAACACAUAUAUUAUCAAGUCUGUAAGAAUUUUGCCGAGUAUAUUCGUGAUACGCAAAGAACGAAGUAUGAUACCGAUUGAUGAAUAUAAUUCUUUUAUCUUCGCGAGCGUAGCGUCAGCAACUCGCUACUAGGAUCAAAUAUGGAGAACUCGUCUGGACCGACGACUUUCUCGAGCUCAAUACAUCCUUGGCUUCGACAGCCGCCGAUCCACCUCUAUAUUACGCACCUUCGUAAUCGAGCUUCUCUCACCACUCCUUCUCUUCGCCUACUCUUUCCUUCACAGAGUCGAGCUAGAUCUUUGCUCACUUCGAGGAAGCCACCUCAGUGAUAAUUCAGGCCCACGUCAGAACUGUUCGUGGUCCUUGCUCUCUUACGAAUUGAGCGCGCGAUUUCCUCUUCGCUCCGUGAUCGAAUCGUUCGAUUUUUCGAAAGUGAUCGCUAUUAAUUCGCGAUAUAGUUUUCGUAAUUUAGUUCGUAUUAUUCGCUGUUCGCAAGUGAUACUUUCUUUGAGUAAAUUCGAUCGGUUUUACACCCACAAAAAGUUGUUCGAACGGAAGGGAUUUCAAUUCUUUAAUGCGACGACAAACGCAAGAACGAAAAUAAUCUUUAUUGUUUUAUAAAUUCCACAUCUUCUUUUAAUUUGGAUUUUUAUUCUAUUGCUCGAUAAUACGAUAAUAGAUUUAACUUCUACUUUGUUUCUUACGCGAUAAUAAUUUACAAUUUGCUUGCGCGUUUGUACAGCAUAUGCAUCUCACAAAGUUUCGUUGAUUUGCGUAUUGAGAUUUUAAAAUCUAAUAUUUUAAUAUUUUAAUCAUUCAAAUAUUUUUUACGACGAGCCUGUUUCGCGAUAAUAUCAGAUAUCACGCAAUUCAUUGAAAUCAAAUAUGUACUGUAAAAAAUAACAUAGAUAGAUGAUAACAGAAGACACUUCCUCUCGUAUCUUGCUUACGUUCUUUAAGAUAUUUCAAGUUUCUGUUACGUGAUUUCGAUUACGAAAAAAUUAAUCAUCACAUAUAAAUAUUCAAUUCCGAUGGAGCACAUGCCAAUCAACACGUCAUUUACACGGGUGUUCCUGGAGCAUCGGGGCAAGGAUGAGGUAGGACAACUAGUUGGUGCCAAAACCCAUGGCGCAACACCCUUAGUCAUGGCAUGUCGGAAUGGACAUUACGACGUGGCGGAGUACCUCAUCGAAAAAUGUGGGGCAGACGUGGAGCAGCCCGGAUCAGUGGUUUUCGAGGGUGAAACGAUCGAGGGUGCACCACCUUUGUGGUGCGCGGCGGCUGCUGGCCACUUAAACCUAGUCAAGCUGCUGGUGAGACGAGGAGCCAAAGUGAACUCAAUCACGAAAACAAAUUCCACACCUCUCCGCGCUGCGUGCUUCGACGGGCAUUAUGAUAUCGUCAAGUUUUUAGUGCAACACGGUGCAGAUAUCGAGAUGGCGAAUCGACACGGGCAUACGUGCUUGAUGAUCGCGUGCUACCGAGGUCAUGUUAAAAUUGCCAAGUUCCUACUCGCCCUGAAAGCGGAUGCGAAUCGCAAGUCCGUGAAGGGCAAUACGGCGUUACACGACUGUGCCGAGAGCGGAUCUUUGGAGAUACUGAAGAUACUUGUCGAGCAUGGCGCCCAGAUGGACGUGGACUCUUAUGGAAUGACGCCACUCCUCGCGGCAGCAGUAACAGGUCAUACGCAUAUCGUCGAGUAUCUCAUAGGCAUUCCGCAACUAUUCAGCAGAAAAGAACGUAUCGACGCGCUGGAGUUGCUCGGAGCCACGUACGUGGACAAAAAGAGGGACAUGAUUGGCGCCCUGCAGUUCUGGAAACGUGCCAUGAACGAGCGAUAUCGGGGAGACGGACCGGUGAUAUCAAAACCCGAAUCUCCGCCACUCGUAGCCGCUUACGAUUUCGCCCGAGAGGUAAUCGAACCUGAAGCUUUGGACGAUCUGCUAGCAGACCCAGACGAAAUGCGCAUGCAAGCGCUGGUGAUCAGAGAACGAAUAUUAGGACCGGCUCAUCCAGACACUAGUUAUUACAUUAGAUAUCGUGGAGCUGUUUAUGCGGAUGCGGGUAAAUUCCGUCGCUGCAUCGAACUGUGGAAUUAUGCUCUCGACAUGCAGCAGAGUAUGCUGGAACCGUUAAAUCCUAUGACGCAAAGCUCUCUAUUCAGUUUUACUGAACUCUUCAGUUUCAUGGUAGGCGAAGAAGGUAGACAAACGACUCGGGGUCGCAGAGUACCACCAGUAAAGAGGGAAGAUCUCUUGAGAGUUUUCGAGAAAGCUGUUAAUGAGGUAGCGAAAGGAAAGCAAAUGUUAGAUAAGAUGGGCGAUUUGGCGUGCGAGCGUGAUUUAACGUUCUUGAAUAGAGUCUUCGUUAUCACUCUACACUUGGCGUGCUUAUUAACGCAUGAGACCGGGGAAAAAGGUAGCGAGGAAUACAACGUCUUACACAAAGAGCUCUAUAAGUUAAUUCGAAUAAAAGCCAAAGGCAGACAAGGCCGCGACGCGCUGCAAUUGGUUCACAGCGAGGACGGUGCGCUGGUUGGCAGGUAUCCCACAUGCAAGUUUCCUUCUUCUUACUUGACCAAAGCUUUACUGAGAGUGGGUGCAGAUGUGACUGCCAGAGACAAUGACGGCAAUACGGCUCUGCACCUUACCGCACUAUUAAACUCUUGGCAACCGAUCCUAUCGAUUGAUCUACUCGACGCCGGCGCGCAUCUUGACGCGGUAAAUAACGACGGCAAGACGUUCCAGAUGCUGUUGUGUAAUAAGGAGCGUUACGAUUCGAUUUGUCCACUGAGAUAUACCACGCUCGCUUGUCUGGCCGCGCGAGUAGUCAAAAAGACGCAGAAAAUGAGCAAAGUGCCCGCACACCUCCGCGCUUUCGUCGAGAUGCAUUAGUAAUGUCACGAUGAGACACCGCCAGUGAAUUGCCGUCGCAGCACACCUUACUCUAAUCGAGAAAGUGUGACGAUUAGCAGUGAUGAUAAUUCAGGCGUUAACUCUGGUUCAUAAUUCAUUCUAGCAUCGAUAUAUUCACCUUCUUGUACAGGGUUUCAAAAUCGCUCUGAUUUCUGGAUGUCUUUAGUUUAUUUUAUUUUUUAAAGCUCCUAUGUAGUCGGCCGAGAACUUCGCAUUGAUCAUGGCGAUGUAUGAUGUAUCGUAGAAAAAUUAGAAUUGGCGUAAAAAGUGACGUGUUGAUAAUGAAAUUUUGUCUUGUAUGUCAUUUCAUUGAUUAUUAUGUACUUUGUUGCGAAAAUGUAACCUAUCUGGUGUUUACCAAAUUUGUAAAAAUGGCUCGCAAGUAAAGUUAUCUUUGAAUUUUAUAUGUAAAAGCAUAUUUGUCACUUCUUUCAAUAGCUGUCCGUGUGUUUUCCUGCCUAAAUAGACUUCACUUCACGUGUUUUUUACGACUAUUAACCGACUGUCGAGCAAAGGAAAAGCAGAGUUGAGGUCCAUUUUUGCAAGUGUUUUAAAGCUAUCUAAUUAUUAUUAUUUUUAAUUCUCUUUAUUUACAAAUAGAACGCAAAACAUUUUUACGUAUAAUUUCAAUCUGACAUCACGAUUUCAAUAUGAUCGCGACGAUUACUGAGGAGUCUUAAUGUGGGUGAUUUUGAGAUAUCCUGUACAUAGUAUAUCCGUAUAUCUGUAGAACAGAGAUAAAAAGGUUGUGUUUCCAGGAAGCAUAAGCGUUCUGAUUGACGAUGUAAUACGAAGCGCACACGUAAUCUUUUGACAGCUUCUCUCAUAAUAUAAAACAUGUUUCGCAAUAAGAUUUUCGCAAACAAAAAAUAUCUUCUUUAUUUGAGUUGACAAUUUUCUUUUUACGCUUCGUAUUUAAUUUAUUCAAUCUAAAGAAAACUCUAAAUAUAUGUGUCUUUAAAGAUUGCUGAAAUUAUAUUUCGCUAUUAAAAGUGUUAUAUUCAAUAAAACGGAAUAGUGUACCCUUUACUUAUGUACAUACAUAUAUAUUUUUUAAUACAAUUAUGAUAAUUGAUAAAAUAUCUAUUUUCAUAAAAAGAAUUUAAAAAAAUUAAAAAAUUUAAUACAGGGACCCUUAUUAUUUAAAAAUUAAUUGGCGCGUUUCUAUUUAAAAUUUAUCACUGAGUAUCUUUAACCUCUUGCUUGCCAUUGUUUUUGUUAGAUUGAUAUUAAUAAAUAUGAUAUAUUUUGAUAGAUCUCUUUGGUAUCGAUGUGCGAUGAUACGAAAGAGAGGCUUUUGAAUCUUAAUGAAUGAGCUAGGCAAGUAAGCAUCGGUAGCCAUCGAUAAGGUGAUAACGUAGACAUUGUGAUCUUAUUAUUGCGAAUUUUGGCUAAUUAAAGGCCUUUCCCUUAUACAUAAACCCCAUGCAAGCCAUAUUACACACACACAUGCACACACAACAUAGUGACAAAUAUGUACAUGUGUAUGUAUACACAUACAUACAUACAUAUUAUGUUGGUAAAGUUAAGUAACAAAUGUAUGUUGAAUUCAAGUGUGUUAUCUUAGAAAAGUGACUUUUUACCUUGCUGUAUAAACAAAUAAAGAAAGAAACAUGAA
Molecule: messenger RNA, 5070 nt
Organism: Solenopsis invicta (red fire ant)
Lineage: Eukaryota; Metazoa; Arthropoda; Insecta; Hymenoptera; Formicidae
Product: protein fem-1 homolog CG6966
Exons: 8
Coding region: 1569-3431 (620 amino acids)
Biological process (GO): ubiquitin-dependent protein catabolic process
Cellular component (GO): ubiquitin ligase complex
Molecular function (GO): protein binding
Source: RefSeq, a predicted model, not a curated record